This is a messenger RNA of Pygocentrus nattereri (red-bellied piranha), 1495 nucleotides long. RefSeq names its product tocopherol (alpha) transfer protein (gene ttpa). Gene Ontology annotation, molecular function: phosphatidylinositol bisphosphate binding. The transcript has 5 exons. Gene Ontology annotation, cellular component: membrane. The record is from RefSeq and is a predicted model, not a curated record. NCBI's taxonomy places the organism in Eukaryota, Metazoa, Chordata, Actinopteri, Characiformes, Serrasalmidae. Bases 101 to 967 code for a protein of 288 amino acids.
UCAGUGUGUCCGGCGUGUCCGCUGUUGUGUAAGUCCUGCAGGGAGCUCCGUGGAGACCCUGUGGUGUCCGUCCCGCUGACCCAGCAUGCAGUGAUCCGUUAUGAAGGCUUCAGAGUUUCCUCACUGCGAUCUGAACGACCUGCCCGCCGACUCGAAGCGGGUCAAGCCGUUUGUGCGGGAGCUCCGACUCCGGGCAGAGAGAGAAACCUUCUCCAGAGUCCAGCUGGAUCUGUCUGACCACUUCUUGAUCAAGUUCCUCAGGGCGCGGGACUUCGACGUGGACUUGGCGCUGAAGCUACUGAUUAACUAUCAUAAAUGGAGGCAGGAAUGCCCUGAAAUCAGCGCCAAUCUGCAACCGUCCUCCGUCAUCGGCCUUCUGAAGAACAAUUAUCAUGGAGUCCUUCAGUCCAGAGAUGAUGCUGGAAGCAGAGUAUUGAUUUACCGGAUUGGUCAGUGGAACCCGAAGGAGUUUACAGCGUACGAGGUUUUCCGGGUGAGCCUCAUCACGUCAGAGCUGAUCGUCCAGGAGAGAGAGACUCAGAGAAAUGGCCUGAAAGCCAUUUUCGACCUGCAGGGCUGGUGCUUUGCUCACGCCUUCCAGAUAAAUCCUUCCUUAGCAAAGAAGAUUUCGUGUGUACUCACAGAUUCCUUUCCCUUGAAAGUUCGUGGCAUCCACCUGAUAAACGAGCCCAUAUUUUUCCGUCCAGUAUUUGCCAUGAUCCGACCAUUCCUGCCAGACAAGAUCAAACAACGGAUUCACUUUCACGGCAGCUCCUACACGGCGAGUCUUUUUGAGCAUUUCCCAAAGGCCAUCUUUCCCCCGGAGUAUGAAGGAACAGGCCCCAGCAUGGCCGAGGUGUGCGAGGAGUGGACAGACUUCAUUAUGCAGUCCGAGGAGUAUCUCCAGAAAAUCUCUGUGGAUUUAGGAGGCGAUUCCUCUCAAGGCAGCUCCUGCGGCCAUUGCUGAUUCACACACGUCACACCAAAACUGCGCUAUGAGGUCUGGGUGAUGCUGGGCGAUGGCUACGACUAAAGUAGAUAGUUAUAACACUGUAGGUGUUUAAUCGUGUUUAAUUUUAAGAAGAAUAACUGGAGGUGCAGCUUAUUUUUAUGUAUAAACAUCCACUGUAGUCUUAGGACUUAGAUCUGCUUGAUAUAUGUUGUAAAUUACUGAACAGCAGUUUUAUACUCGCGUUAUAACACUUGAAAUUUUAGGGAUAAUUUAGCCGUGAGAGAAACGUAGACAAGGUUGUGAAGGAUUUUGACUUUUAUACCUCUAAACGUCUGACAUUGCCUGUAGAAGAUGUUAUGAAAGCUACAAAAAUUGAUCAUAAAGGGAGAUGUGGGAUGGAUUAAUGCUACAUAUCGCCAUUGUCGGAAGAAAACCUCGUAUCUCCAAAACAGUAACUUUACAGGAGAAGGAAAAAAAACAUGCAUUACUUUUAAUGUAAGUCAAUGGAACCAGGACGUUUUCCCAAGUCAUUCCAUGCCGUUU